ACCACCCUGUUUAAUCUCGUCACUUUUUUCUUCUACUAAACCACUGAGAGACUCUUUCAGACACACACAUACCUUCUCUAGAAAUUCAAAUCUCUUUUUCCAGCAAAAUCCCGAAGCUCUCGCACACUCAAACUUCUCAACAUUCUCGCUCUCUACGAUUCCCUUCGCUACGAAGAUGAGUAGCUCAAUUGGGCUUCGUGCAAGAUCGAAUCAUAGACCCCUUUAUACUAUUAAUGAGUCAGAUGAUGAUGCAGAUAUUUUGCCUCGUAAAAAAGGGAAACCUAAGGAAAAUAUUGAUAGAAGUGAGAUUGUUAGCUCACUGAAUAAUAUUGAUAAGAUAUUAGAUUGUGAGAAGCGUUCUGGGGUAGCUUGUGAAAGUGAUGCAACAAAAUUGGGGUCAAAGCAAAACUUUGUCAAACAAUAUCUCGUUAAGUGGAAGGGACUAUCAUAUUUGCACUGCACAUGGGUUCCAGAGGAAGAGUUUCUGAAAGCUUUCAAGAAUCAUCCAGGCCUAAAGACCAAAAUAAACAACUUCCAUCGUCAUAUAGCAUCAGCCAAUAAUCCUAAUGAAGAUUUUGUUGCCAUUCGACCUGAAUGGACUAUGGUUGAUCGAAUACUUGCUUGCAGAGAAAGUGUGUGUGAGAGAGAGAGAGAGAUUGAGAAACAGAUUGUUGUAUUGGUGUCCUUUGGUUAA
Messenger RNA from Glycine soja, 694 nucleotides. Its product is annotated as CHD3-type chromatin-remodeling factor PICKLE-like. Gene Ontology annotation, cellular component: nucleus; chromatin. Gene Ontology annotation, molecular function: DNA binding; ATP hydrolysis activity; ATP-dependent chromatin remodeler activity. NCBI's taxonomy places the organism in Eukaryota, Viridiplantae, Streptophyta, Magnoliopsida, Fabales, Fabaceae. The transcript has 5 exons. Gene Ontology annotation, biological process: chromatin remodeling; negative regulation of transcription by RNA polymerase II. The record is from RefSeq and is a predicted model, not a curated record. The coding region runs from base 176 to 694 and encodes 172 amino acids.